Molecule: messenger RNA, 1793 nt
Organism: Cricetulus griseus (Chinese hamster)
Lineage: Eukaryota; Metazoa; Chordata; Mammalia; Rodentia; Cricetidae
Source: RefSeq, a predicted model, not a curated record
GCGCCGUCGCUACGCUGGGCGGCUAACAUGGCGGCCUCCAGCUGGCUGUGCGCGGUCCUCCUGUUUUUGUGUGCCUCGGACCUUCUGCUGCUCCCUCCUCCUGGGGCCUGCGCGGCCGACACGCCGGGCGAAGCCACCCCACCUCCACGGAAAAAGAAGAAGGACAUCCGCGAUUACAAUGAUGCCGACAUGGCGCGACUUCUGGAGCAGUGGGAGAAAGAUGACGACAUAGAAGAAGGAGACCUUCCAGAGCACAAGAGGCCCUCUGCACCUGUUGACUUCUCAAAGCUAGACCCAGGCAAGCCUGAGAGCAUCUUGAAAAUGACAAAGAAAGGGAAGACCCUGAUGAUGUUUGUCACCGUGUCAGGGAACCCCACUGAGAAGGAGACAGAAGAAAUCACUAGCCUGUGGCAGGGCAGCCUGUUCAAUGCCAACUAUGAUGUUCAGAGGUUCAUCGUGGGCUCAGACCGUGCUAUCUUCAUGCUCCGGGAUGGGAGCUAUGCCUGGGAGAUUAAGGACUUUUUGGUCAGCCAAGACAGGUGUGCUGAUGUCACUCUAGAGGGACAGGUGUACCCUGGCAAAGGAGGAGGAAGCAAGGAGAAAAAUAAAACAAAGCCAGAGAAGGGUAAAAAGAAGAAGGAGGGAGAUGCCAAACCACGGGCUUCCAAGGAGGACAAUCGGGCUGGGAGCAGAAGAGAAGACCUCUAGCAGGUGGCAUACUUCCCGCCGGUCAGGCAGGACCAGACACAGCCCCUUGCAGGCCCGUGGAGUGAGGAACCUGCAUAUCAGAUGACAUUCUCAUGUCUUCUAGAAAGGGUCUGUGCAUGACCUCUGGUCAGUAUCACAGUUACUGUAUGAAGGCUUCACACAUGAAGGCAGGGCUUUGUGAUUGGUAGCGGACACUGGCAAAACAUGCUAACUGUGGCAUCACCUGACAUGGAAACUUGAUAGAUGUUUUGUACCUCUUGUAUCUGGUGAGUCCUUGACACCUCCAGAGUACCACUCCCUCCUCUUCACUGCACAGACUUGAUGUGUUUGUGCGUUAUAAGCUCUCGUCAGACAAGCCUUGAGAACCUGUGGCUUGACUGAGGCAGGCAUUGAUUGUGCAGUUGGUGAAGAUAAGUGUGCUGUAUGAGCAGUGCAGCUGGCUCUGCACGCCCGGGAUUCAGACAGCAAGCUCAUUAUGCAGGACAUGCGGAUUCACGAGAUGGUGCCACCCAAAUCCUAAGGAAUCAUUUCAGAUGGCUUCAGCCCUCCUCAUCAGUUCAGGAGAUCCAUUGUCUGUCAGUCUUCCUGUGGUUGUAAGGGGAUGCUGUUCUUUCUCAUGUGAGGAGAGAAGGGUGCUUCCUUUGAGGGCUCAUGCUCUCAUGGCCCGACAACUAUAAAGUUGAUGAGGAGGGACCAGCAGAAUCUUCCAGAGUGAGCCUCAUCUGCAGUAUUUCUAAGUGUUUUUCUUUGAUAAAGUGCCUAAAUUUGUGCUUUUGUAUGGUACUCUAAUGGUGUGCUACUGUUGCAUCUGGGGUUUGCUGUUCAUGGGUUGGAGCCUAUCUAAAAGAACAUUUCUGUGAGGAUGCCUUUUCUAAGAACUUACAUUCUUUAAAACCUCAGUUGUGAUUUUAAGAAAUUCAGAACAGUCCAUGUACACAUACAUGGCUAGAAAGUGUCACUGUCAGAGUGUUGCAGUGUGGAGAAUUGCCCUACCCUGCUGCCAAUACUUCGUCCCAGUGGAGCUACUGUUGAUCAUUGGUUUUUCAAAAAUAAAGUACGUUUACCAGCUUCCAGUGAUAAAUAUA